UAAAGUACUUUUGCGCGUCAAUUUAUCGCUUUCGCAUUCGACUAUUGUCAUACUAACGUCCCAAGAGCUAAAAGCUAAUUUUCGUCAUUGAAAGCAUUACUUGAUGUCCAAAAUUUGGCGUCAGUUUGCUCUAAUAGAACAGGUUUUCGUUCGCACGUAAGCUGACGAAAAAAAAUGAAUAUUCAUCAACGUUUUAUUUGGUUCUUGUAAAUUCAGAAAGAUUAAUCUAGCAAUACGACAGCUUUUUGUUUCUUUUGAAAAACCACCUGCAGAGAAUACUCAGAAGUCGAGCUUCGCGGCGAAAACUAAAUCGACAUUUGUGAGGAACGAAGUAUGAAGCGUUGUUUUGAGCCGAGUCAAGCUCAACAUUUCUUAUUCUCUGAAAUUUGUUUGGUAUUUCCUCAGAAUUUCUUUGGACUCAUCCAUCGAUGAAAAUACGUCGAGUUUACGAACAACUUUUGAAGCAAGAAAAGCGAACAGUCCUCCGAUUGAAGUGUCUUUCUGGAGCAACAGCCUUUAUUGUCUUCGCUGUGUUUCUCACAACGUUUCUUAGCUCAGAAGUCGUUCGGAAAAUUGCUAAAGGUUUUAGUUUUGAGGAAGGUGGCUGCGUUGUACAAGAAUCAUAUUUUACUGGUAGCAAUGUUACCUGCGCAUGUGGAAUGCACACUUGUUUUAGCCUCUAUCCUUGUUUACGGAUCUUGGUAAAAAUGACUGCGAAACGGACUGAAGAUGCUGAAACAUCUACGCCAGUCCUUCUGCAUAACACCAUUUACGAUAUGGGAUCUGAAUGUACCUACGGGCCUCCUUGUGAGCCAAAUAUCACCAACAACUUCGCUUCUGUGCUCAAAUACAAAAACUCCAAGGGACAGCGGGAUCACCUGUUGCAGUGUUACUUUAACCCGAAUGAUCCCACAGAGGUGAUAUUAGACAAAAGUGCACAUGAAAUGAUUGCGUUUCACGCCAUGUUUUGGCCAUGUUGCGCAUUUAUAAUCGGUCUGUGUAUUCUGCUGAAGACAUAUUACAUGAGGAAAGCUCACAAAAAGCAGGAUGUUGUAAAGCCACAAGACAUUGAACUUGGAGAGACACAUCUCACCUCUAAUAACAACGUUUAUAAUUAUCCUUUCGUCAAAAGUCUUGCAGACUAACAGAAGAGGUGUAUCAUAUUAUGUCAUGCGAAAAAUAAAUUGUAAAGCAGAAAUUUAAUAAUCUCGGAGCAUUGAGUAUAUUUCA
This is a messenger RNA of Pocillopora damicornis (cauliflower coral), 1230 nucleotides long. Its product is annotated as calcium-activated potassium channel subunit beta-4. The record is from RefSeq and is a predicted model, not a curated record. NCBI's taxonomy places the organism in Eukaryota, Metazoa, Cnidaria, Anthozoa, Scleractinia, Pocilloporidae. Gene Ontology annotation, cellular component: voltage-gated potassium channel complex; membrane. Gene Ontology annotation, biological process: potassium ion transport; detection of calcium ion. Gene Ontology annotation, molecular function: potassium channel regulator activity; calcium-activated potassium channel activity.